Molecule: messenger RNA, 1197 nt
Organism: Colletotrichum spaethianum
Lineage: Eukaryota; Fungi; Ascomycota; Sordariomycetes; Glomerellales; Glomerellaceae
Product: V-type proton ATPase subunit D
Exons: 4
Coding region: 1-1197 (398 amino acids)
Biological process (GO): proton transmembrane transport
Cellular component (GO): vacuolar proton-transporting V-type ATPase, V1 domain
Molecular function (GO): proton-transporting ATPase activity, rotational mechanism
Source: RefSeq, a predicted model, not a curated record
AUGUCUACCAGAUACGCUCUUGUUUCUCUGCCGCUUGGCAUCUUCGACUCUAGCGAUAAAGAAGACGCCAUCGCCUCUCUUAACGCUACCAUCUCGCCCGAGAAUGGCAAUGUCCGACCUUUCAACAUACCCGAUUUCAAAAUUGGCACCCUAGAUGCCUUAGUCCAGCAAGCUGAUGACCUCGCCAAAUUGGAAUCUACCUGUGAGGCCGUCGUUGCCAAAGUUGCUGACUCUUUGAAAUCGAUACUUGAUGGCGACGAGGACAAGAUCUCCCAGCAGAAGAUGGUCAAUGACAGUGAGACAUACUCAACCCCUCCUCCCCCAAAUGCCCCUGCUGCACCACUUGCGGUCUCGAAAUCUAGGAAGCUGACCAGUCGUCAGGAACUCUUUACCACCGACAACGACGUCAAGAGCAAGUUCAACCAGUAUAACUCAGUUAAGACAAACUUCACCACUCUACAGCGCAAGCAGACGUACGCGCUCCUGUUCCAUGGCAGUGGCAACCUUGCGACCAAGUCCCUUACCCCUGUCGUUGAUCCAGCGCUGCUCAUCCAGGAUUCUGAAUACCUCGAGACGCAUCUAAUCGUUGUACCGAACAACGCGAAGAAAGAUUUCUUGCGAAGUUAUGAAACACUGGCACCGAUGGUCGUUCCCCGCUCUGCCGUACAAGUUGCUUCCGACGAAGAGUUCACCUUGUUUGCCGCUACAGCGUUCAAGAAACAUAGUGCCGAAUUCCUACAAAAGUGCCGCGAGCAGAAGUGGACCCCACGUCAGUACAAGUAUGUCGAGGGCGGCAAAGAGGAGGAGCAGCGCGAGCUCGACCGGGUGGCUCGCGAAGAGAAAAAGACAUGGGGCGAAGCUUUGAGAAUUGGCCGGACUGGCUGGAGCGAGAGUGUCAUGAUCUGGCUGCAUGUGCUUGCACUGCGCGUGUUCGUUGAAGCAGUGCUUCGCUACGGACUCCCGCUCGACUACGUUAGUGUCCUCGUCAAGACAAAUUCGAAGCUGGCCAAGAAGGUCAAGACUGCAUUGGACUCCAACUACUCGUAUUUGGGUGGUAACGCUUUUGGGAGAGACAAGCGUGGCAAGAUCACCAAGGAUGACGCAACAUUGUCCUCCGAGAUGGCGGCGGCUGGCUUGGGUGGAGGUGAGGGCCAUGAGUACACGGCCUAUGUGUACUAUGAAUUCGACUUCCCCUAA